Messenger RNA from Blepharisma stoltei, 267 nucleotides. The record is from the annotation of a GenBank genome assembly. Lineage: Eukaryota; Ciliophora; Heterotrichea; Heterotrichida; Blepharismidae.
AUGGAAAAUAUUUUGGAAAAAUCAACAUAUAAAUUGACUAUUUAUAAAUGACUAAUUUAUGAUGUGAAAGAGAUACAAAAUAUAUACGAUCUCGAAAAUUAUGGAAUAAAAAUAGAUGCUUUAUGGAAGAUUUACUUGCAUAAAUUUGAUACAAAAAUAAGAAAAUCAAAUAAUCUAUACAAUAAGUUAGAAGAAAACAUUAAUGGAUGAAGAAUUAAAAGACUUACAUGAAGAUAUCAUUGAAGAAAAAGAUAUACAUAUUUUUAG